CAUGCCCGUAUUGACCAUCUUUCCCUCCCUCGAUUCCUCCCAUUAUCUCUCCCAUCAAUCAAAACUUCCACUCCCUCUCUUAAGAACAAUCGACUGAGCCAGCAAUUUAACCAUUCGAGACUCGGAGUAACAGAGGAAGCUAAAGAAGGAAACUAAAGGGUGUGAGAGGACCUAUUAGACAGGAAAUGGCGGCUGCAAAGCCUGACAAAUUCCACACGAUCGAUUUCGAGGAGACCGAGCUCAGGCUUGGGUUGCCUGGUGGGAAAGCCGGCGGUAACAAUGAGCCGGAGGCCCUCAAGGGUGCUAGCAAUAACGGUAACGGUGGUUAUGGGAAGAGAGGGUUCAUGGAGACUGUCGACUUGAAGCUCAACUUCUCCUCGAAAGAUUCGAACGCGGAGAAGGCCGAGAAGAUGAAGGAGAAGACCGUCGUUGCCCAAUCGAGCACCGACCCCGCGAAGCCUCCUGCCAAGGCACAGGUGGUGGGUUGGCCACCCGUCCGGUCGUUCCGGAAGAACAUCAUGGCCGUCCAGAAGAGCAACACCGAUGAGUCGGACAAACCCAGCAGCAGCGCCGCGUACGUUAAAGUCAGCAUGGACGGCGCGCCCUAUCUGCGCAAGGUGGACCUGAAACUGUACAAGAGCUAUCAGGAACUCUCCGAUGACCUGGCGAAUAUGUUCAGAUCAUUCACCAUUGGCAACUGUGGGUCACAAGGGAUGAAGGACUUCAUGAAUGAGAGCAAACUGAUAGACCUCUUAAAUGGAUCCGACUAUGUGCCCACUUAUGAGGAUAAGGAUGGGGAUUGGAUGCUCGUGGGAGACGUGCCAUGGGAGAUGUUUGUCGAUUCAUGCAAGCGUCUAAGGAUAAUGAAAGGAUCCGAGGCUAUUGGACUCGCACCAAGAGCUGUGGAGAAGUGUCGGAACAGAAGCUGAAGAGCUCGCAUCGACCGAGAUGAUCAAAGCUUGAUUUGGCGAUGUACUUCAUCGAUGAGAGUAUCGGCUGAAAGCAAUCUCUUGGGAGGAAAUCUGAUAAAACCGAAUCGAUAAAAUCUGGAAUUAGCAGACCGGCUCGAGAGGGGUCGAGCAGGGAGUCUAGAUCGCGGCUUGUUCUUCCUCGAAGAUGUUCCUGUUUUGUUUUUUUUUUAUAUGUAUAAAAUUAUAAUAGAUUUCUGAUGAAAAUGUUAGGGAACAUGAAGCAAUAAUAUAAUGUUUAAUUAUUGCCGUAAGCUGUAAUGUACGUACGGGUUGUUCUGUCUCUCCCUUGUUCUUUUAUUUAUCUUUUUUGUAAUGGCAUGUGUAUGUACGUAUAUUUUAUCUCAUCAAUGUCGAUGAAUUAUGAGAUUCUCUGAA
Molecule: messenger RNA, 1346 nt
Organism: Punica granatum (pomegranate)
Lineage: Eukaryota; Viridiplantae; Streptophyta; Magnoliopsida; Myrtales; Lythraceae
Source: RefSeq, a predicted model, not a curated record